AUGGCUUUCUUCGGUGUCAGUACAAAUCUCAUUAACUGCGGCACUCCUAGCGCCAGUCAGAAGUCUGAAAGCAGCGAUAUGUCGCCCUAUCAAGCCGUCUUGAUAGCUAGAGAGGCGCGCAUGCGGGGAAUAACAGCAGCACAGCAGACAUUUGCUCGUCUUCAAUUUGAAUAUGGACAGGCAUAUGCUGCUUAUCAACAAUUGCAGGCUAAUGUCGCUGCGAAGGCAGAAGCAGUGGAGGCAUACUUUAACGGAGAGGAAGCUGCUGUUCGUUCUGUUUGUGAGAAAGCAGCACAAGCAAAGUUAAUUCAAAUGCAAGAAGGGGGUUCAGAUUAUACACAUCCAAAGUAUAAAGCUCUUGUUGCAGGUUUGAGUGCGGAUAGAGUCAAGGCUAUCGACGACGUGUUGCUGCCUUAUUAUACUUUUGCACAAGAGUUAGAGAAUGCUGAAAAUGCGCUCUGGGCAAAACAUGCAUCUCUUCAAGCAGCUCAAGUAUAA
Eimeria acervulina is the source of this 498-nucleotide messenger RNA. RefSeq lists its product as hypothetical. The transcript is spliced from 3 exons. Lineage: Eukaryota; Apicomplexa; Conoidasida; Eucoccidiorida; Eimeriidae. The coding region runs from base 1 to 498 and encodes 165 amino acids. The record is from RefSeq and is a predicted model, not a curated record.